This is a messenger RNA of Drepanopeziza brunnea f. sp. 'multigermtubi' MB_m1, 333 nucleotides long. Its product is annotated as ribosomal protein P1. Gene Ontology annotation, biological process: cytoplasmic translation; translational elongation. Lineage: Eukaryota; Fungi; Ascomycota; Leotiomycetes; Helotiales; Drepanopezizaceae. Gene Ontology annotation, molecular function: structural constituent of ribosome; ribonucleoprotein complex binding; protein kinase activator activity. The record is from RefSeq and is a predicted model, not a curated record. Gene Ontology annotation, cellular component: ribosome; cytosolic large ribosomal subunit.
AUGUCGAACGCUGAGCUCGCAACCUCGUACGCGGCUUUGAUCCUCGCCGAUGAUGGUGUCGAUAUCACUGCCGACAAGCUUAUGACCCUCAUCAAGGCUGCUAACAUUGAUGAUGUGGAGCCAAUCUGGACCAGCCUCUUCGCCAAGGCCCUCGAGGGAAAGGACGUUAAGGACCUUCUUUUGAACGUCGGAUCCGGUGGUGGAGCCGCUGCCCCAGCUGCUGGCGGAGCUGCCGCAGGUGCUGAUGCCGUUGCUGAUGCGCCCAAGGAGGAGGAAAAGGAAGAGGCCAAGGAGGAGUCAGACGAGGAUAUGGGUUUCGGUCUUUUCGAUUAG